AUGAAAACACCUCGUCAUGUAAAUGUUAAGAAAUUAGAGAAAGCAGGUGGCGAGUAUUAUCAUUUUGGAUUAUUGAAAGCCAUUCAAAACGCCCUAGAACGAACUCGAGAGAAAGUCACGAACAUUGCCAUGGUAACGGGCAUUAAUGGUCUACCACUGUUUAAGAGUAGUGGCGUACAUUUCACUCCCAUUCUCGGGAAAAUAAUUUUAAUUCCGGAUCUGCGCCAUCACGUUUUCCCAAUUGCUAUUCAUUGUGGAGAUACUGAUAAACCGCAGGACGCGGAGGAAUUCUUGAGUCCAUUCAUUGAUGAGGUUACAGAUCUGAUUAAAAAUGGAGUAAAGUUUAAAGGCAAUGUAUACAACUUUAUUUUGAAAGGUUUUAGUUGCGACUGCCCUGCAAAAUCUUUUGUGUUAUCUUCUAUUGCCAGUAAUGGCAAAUAUGGUUGUACCAAAUGCGUUCAAGAAGGUGAAUGGUCUCAUCUUUGUCGAAGGACUUUCUUCCCAAAAGUUGAUGCACGUUUGAAAACGCAUGAAGAUUUUAUUAACAAAACUGUUCCUCAAUUUCACCUGGGUGACUCGCCUUUGCUUAGAAUACCUGGUAUAGACUUUAUUAAUGACUUUCCUCUUGACUACCUUCAUCUAGUCUGCGUUGGCGUAGUGAAGACGCUUGUUAAGUUAUGG
This is a messenger RNA of Bemisia tabaci, 681 nucleotides long. The record is from RefSeq and is a predicted model, not a curated record. Lineage: Eukaryota; Metazoa; Arthropoda; Insecta; Hemiptera; Aleyrodidae.